GAAAGAAGGAAGAAUGAACAAAGAAAAAAAAAGAAAAAACGGGAAUUGGGCAGAAGGAAGCAGAAGAAAAGAAAAAGGGAAGAAUCAGAAUGGAAGAAGAAAAAAGAUAGUAGAAGGUUAAAGGAAGAAGAACGAAGGGAAAAGGAAGGAGAAAGAAGUAAGAAGGAAGAAGUGAGAAGAAAAAAUUAG
This is a messenger RNA of Armigeres subalbatus, 189 nucleotides long. RefSeq lists its product as uncharacterized. The annotation marks the transcript as partial. The record is from RefSeq and is a predicted model, not a curated record. The transcript is spliced from 2 exons. NCBI's taxonomy places the organism in Eukaryota, Metazoa, Arthropoda, Insecta, Diptera, Culicidae.